AUGAUUGCAGCAUCCAGUCUCUCCGGGGACACCCUGAUAGCGUGCCACUUCCCUGUGGUUCAGCUUCCCACUUGGCAACUUAAUGUCCAAGCCCUGUGCAGCUCGGCCAAGAGACCCGGCCGGCUGUGCUCAGUAGGCCUCACCCGAGCCGUGUCCCUCCCAGAACAGGACUCGCUGAACCAAGAGAGUUCCUUCGCCGGUGGCCGCAGACAUUUUUCCAGCAGCUACGGUAGUCUCAUUGAGGACCGAGCGGAAGAGGAGGGAGGCAGUGACAGCAGCGGGAGGUACGACUCCAACUCAUCACCGGAAGAGACGAGUUCCCAUCUGAAGAAGGAAAGCUCUGGAGCUAGAGACAGUCUGCGGUCACACAACUCAUUCCUUGCUAAUAAAGAGCUAGACGAGGAUGAGGAAGAGGAAGAUAGUGAUGGAGAUAAUCUACACAGAUAUCACGAGGACUCAUCUUUUGUCUUGCAUGGGAAUUCCAACUGGCCUCGAAGUAAUGGUGCCACAAAUCAUACAAUGUCCCAUGGAGACAUGGACAGUGAGUGGGGCAAUGAAGGGACCAUGUUGGGUACUAAGAGUGACCAAGAUUGGCUCUCUAACCAGCCUCACCUGCUGGAUUCUCUGCAAACGGAAUGCCAAUGCUUUCAUUUGAGCAGAUCUGGCAUCACAGUGACGGCUUAUGGAGAGCAGGACUCAGACAGACUGAAGGAUAAAGUGUCCUGCUGCAUCCACAGCCAACACAAAUGUUCCCCAGAGCUGUUUUCCAACAUUCACACAGAGUAUGUCAGCGACUCUUCCUGUAACAGCUCUGAUGGCGUCUUGGUAAACUUCUGCACUAUUUAUAACAGGAGCAACAACCCUGCCACGCCCAAUGACCUUAGCAGUCCUGCAGUUCACCCCUAUCAAUCAUCUGAGGGAUCUGUGUUCCUCAACCUCCAACCCGUUCCUCAGACUCCAGCUGAGAACCUCCAACAUGACGACAUGACAGUUAACUCUCCCUCUAAAGAGGAGGUUGACAUGACGCCUCCUGCUUCCUGCUGGUCACCACAGGGCCUGGACUCUAACUGCAAUCUUUAUUCCCUGGAGCCGCUGCCCCCGGGUCUCUCCUCGCUGGAGGUAUCAGACCUGGCCGCCUGUCUCCAAAGUCAGGCCACACUGGCCAUGGAGACCAACCAGAAGUACUACAAGCUUGUGACCUGUGACCUCUCCUCCCAGUCGCCCAGUCCAGCCUGGUCCAGCCUCACCAGCUGCCCCGAGGGUCAGAGCAGAAGUAGCCCCUUCCCUCCCUCUGAGCACCUCUUUGUCGAUCAUAAGAACGAGGGACAAGACAAAGGAGUCAAAAAGGAUCAGCAAAAAGAAAAGAGGUUCUCCUCCGCACAAUACAGUGCUGGGUUUGACUGCUCUCAGUUUCAGACCUAUGAUUAUCAAGUUGCCACCACCUCCACUGAGAGAACCCUCUGCAAGAAGAAACAUAUGGACAGCAUCAAAACCCUCUCCCCCUCACCCUGUUUGCUGUGCCCCAGCCAGUGUAGCCCACAUAGCGGUAAAAGCCAAGGCACGAGCACUGCGUCCACACAGCCAUCUGUGAAUAAUCAGCACCAGGAGCACUGUCAUACCGAUGCUACUGAGAAGGGAGCAUGUUCUCUGGAAAAUGCAGGGGUGCGCUACACUAAGGCCCAGAGACCAACCUCACUGCCCAUCCAGCCCUUUGUUCUGGCCCCCACAGGCAAACCACAGACCCAGCACUUGGGCUGUCUUCUGGAGCAAUACAUAAAUCAGAAGAGCAGCAAGUCUGGUAGUUCCCAACCAGGCCUGAAGUUCAAGGUCAAAAGCAGUCAAUGCUUUUCUGAUCUUGAGCCAUCCCAAAUGGCCAACCACUGCCCCAUCUUCCUGGAGGCUCCUUCGAGCUCUGACACCUGCUCCACCUGCACGCCGAGUCCAGAGUGUUCAGCCAGCCGCAGACGCACAUGGAGCCAGUCCAGCAGAGGCCAAGGACGCCCAAGUCCAUCUGUAUCAAAAAACAACCUGGAUAAUACUCACAUCGGUCCAAAGCCAAGACUUUUUCAAGAUAUAACAAGCCCAUACUCAGGCAAAACUCAGAAUACUUUUUCUAAUCUGUUUUCAGCCCCAAAUCAGACCAACCUUGUUAAAAUUCCCACCUACCAAGACCUUAUUAACCUGACUCCUGAGGAGAGCCAAGCUAACACUGAGCCCGAAAGUCCCUAUCAGUCCCAGACCCACACCUCCUAUGAUCCAAUAUUCUCUCAUACCCAUACACCACCUACUUUACUCCUAACCACUGACGCCUAUCACCCAAACCUGCAGGUGUCCCUGUCUCCUCCCACAACCGUACAACCAGAAAAAAAGUUCCCUCAGUACCGGGCUGCACCUGCAGCUGACUCUGGCUUUUUUCACGGUAGUUUCACAGCUGCCUUCUCUUCAGUAGCUCCUCUCUCCUCUUUGGGUUGCCUGCUUUCCCUGGCUACUUCUGGGCUGCAAAUCCAGGACUCUGCUGGGCUCAAUGGGAAGCCGAGUCAGAGUCAACACAGUGAAUCUCUGAUCCUGAGUGACAGGCCGCCCACAGAGUUCUGCCUCUCACCCGAUACAUCUUAUGAGUCCAUGUCUAUCAGCCAUCUUCAGAGGAGAGGUUUGCUGAGGUCAGUGAGCAGGGCGGUGGAUUUGAUCAUGGCUCAUUUUGGCAGCAGCAGAAACCCUGAAGAAAAGAUGCGUCUGGGUAACAGCUCUCGCAGUCCCACGAUAGCCGGUCUAGUUCUGGAACAUUUGUGUCCAGCGAUCCAGAAUAUUUUAGAGGACGGUCUCAGGGAUCACAAACUGGACCUCGUCAUCGGGCAGCGACGCAACAACUCUUGGAGUGUGGUGGAGGUCUCUACUAGGAUCGGUCCAUCCACCAGGGUCCUUCACAGCCUGGUCUGCAAAAUUAGGCAAUGUCCCCAGCUCACCAGCCACUGCAUGAGACUGAGAGCCUUCAUUAUGGGUCUGCUUAACUUGAGAGCUUUGGAAUUCUGGCUCAGUCACCUUCAGGGUCUAAAAGAUGUGGUGACAACAUACUACCAUUCUUGGGGGUUCCUGUCCAUGUCACUGGGUCAGUGUCAGCCAUUGUUUCAAGAGCUGCUACUUCUUCUGCAGCCCCUCGCUGUGCUGCCCUUUGACCUCAACUUGCUCUUGGAGCCCCGACUGUUACGUAACAGACAGCUGUGUUCUGAGGAGCAGGGAAUUUCUCCUCCUCCGCCGUGCUCAGCCCUCCUAGUGACCAGCUGGCCGCUACUGCAAGCUGACAAAAAGGUAGACAGCAGCGACCGCAGUCAGCGAACUAAGAUUUCUCAUCAGACAGGUCUGCUUCACCAAGAGUCUCUACGUUCUCAGAAUUGCGUCCGGCCGGAUUGUGGAGGGAAGCAGGCCAACAGGAGUCCAUUGUUAGCUCCUAUUCCAGAGUGGUGGCCGAAAGAGCCUUACCUUAUGGAUGGUGUGGUUGAAGGGGAGGACUGUAGACAGAAUUAUGCAGAUACUUGGUCUCAAAUAAGUAUGGACAGCAAGCAAGAAGGGAGGAGGGGAGAGAAAUACUAUGAGACACCGAUUGCAUCCACUUGUGUCCAGGCCCAGAGUCCAUGUCAGGGUGGGCUGCGCUGGGCCAAACUGUUUGGAGCAGCUGAUACUUCCAGCAGGACAGUUUCUCCGAGUGGAGCACAAACCAGAAGGUACAGGAGACCAUCACAUUGGCUGAAUUUUGACAGAUCACAGCUCGGACUGUUGGCUCAAUCCAUCAGGUCAAUGAAGCUAGGAGGAGCUCAGACUUACAAGGACUGCUGA
Messenger RNA from Anoplopoma fimbria (sablefish), 3831 nucleotides. RefSeq names its product AP-4 complex accessory subunit RUSC2. Gene Ontology annotation, cellular component: cytoplasmic vesicle. The record is from RefSeq and is a predicted model, not a curated record. Bases 1 to 3831 code for a protein of 1276 amino acids. The transcript has 9 exons. NCBI's taxonomy places the organism in Eukaryota, Metazoa, Chordata, Actinopteri, Perciformes, Anoplopomatidae.